UCUCUCUCUCUCUCUCUCUCUCUCUCUCUCUGCCUAUUCUUUCUUCUUCUUUCUCUCAUUUAAUUAACAUACAAACUCCAAUAAAUUAUUCAUACUCUCUCAACAACAAAAACCCAAACCUCAAACCCCUUUUCCUUCUUCUCAAACACACACAAACGCCACAUUUGUCAGCGUCCUCAUACUCAUCCAUCAUCAUAUAUGAUAUAUCACAUACAUAAUAAUUAAAUUAAAUUAAUCACCAUCAUCAUCAUCAUUAUUAUACUAUUAUUAUAGACUCUUAUAGAUAAUUAUAGAGUUUGCAUAUAUAUUAUUAUUUUUAUUUAUACAUAUAGAGCUCUCUUAGUACCGAUACAUGCUCGCCGGCGAUGCCGACGCCGGUAAGCGCAGCGAGGCAAUGCUUGACAGACGAGGCGGCACGUUCUCUCGACGACGCUGUCGCGGUGGCGCGUCGCCGGAGCCACGCCCAGACGACCUCCCUCCACGCAGUCUCUGCUCUCUUGGCCCUCCCUUCCUCCUCCCUCCGCGACGCAAUCACCCGAUCUCGCACCGUCGUCACCGCCGUAGCCGCAGCCGUAACCGUCUCCCCGCGCCUCCAGCUGCGCGCCCUAGAACUCUCCGUCGGCGUGUCCCUCGACCGCCUCCCCUCCUCCAAACCCUCAUCUAUCUCCUCCACCGCCGACGACGACGGACCUCCGGUGUCGAAUUCCCUCAUGGCGGCCAUAAAACGCUCCCAGGCGAACCAACGGCGCCACCCGGAUACCUUCCACUUGAUGCAAAUCCACAAUCACCAAAACCCUCAGUUCAAUCAAGGAACGGCGUCGUUUCUGAAAGUUGAGCUCAAACACUUCGUUCUUUCAAUCUUAGAUGAUCCAAUCGUGAGUCGCGUCUUCGGCGAAGCGGGUUUUCGGAGCCCCGACAUAAAACUCGCACUUCUUCAGCCUCCUAACCCUCCGCCUUCUUCUAGAAUCUUCUCAAGAACGCGCUACCCGCCCCCCCUCUUCCUCUGCAGUCUUGAAUCGGGUCGACCCGGACCCGGUUUCUCUUCCGGGUUCCCAUUCCUGGACGAGAACUGCAGAAGGGUUGCGGAUAUUCUAACGCGGAAGAACAAGAGAAACCCUUUGCUUAUGGGUGUUUACGCGAAAACCGCGCUCAGAAGCUUCGUUGAGAUGAUCGAGAAGGGUCGUGGUGUUGCAAUGUUCCCACCAGAAAUGGCUGCGGUUAAUGUCAUCUCGGUGGAGAACGAGAUUCAAGAAUUCUUGAUUUCUGGCGCCAUGAGUGAGGAGAAGAUGGGGUUGAGGUUUGAGGAGUUGGGCCGAGAAGCCGGUCAAUGCUCCAAUGGUGGUGGUGUUGUUGUGAGCUUUGGGGAUGUUGGGGCUUUUGUUAAAGAUGGAGUGGAUAGUGGUGCUGUUGGGUUUGUUCUUUCGAGGAUAACGAGGUUGUUGUUGGACGGUGGUGGUGGUGGAGGGAAGGUUUGGUUGGUUGGGGUGGCGGAGAAGUGUGAUGUGUAUUCGAAGUUAUUGGGUUUGUUCCCAAAUGUGGAAAAGGAUUGGGAUCUGUAUCCUAUAACCGUGACAUCUGCUACCCCUUCAAUGGAAGGACUCUACCCUAAAUCCAGCUUGAUGGGGUCCUUCAUUCCGUUUGGUGGGUUCUUUUCUACACCACCUGAAAUCAAAACUCCUGUAAGCUGUUCAAGUGCAUCUUCUGCGCGUUGUGACGAAUGCAAUGAAAAAUAUGAAGAAGAAGUUGCUGAUUUGAAGGUUAAUGAAGAAAGCACAAGUUUGAACGAGAGGAUCCUGGGUUGUCAAAAGAAAUGGAACGACAUUUGCCGUAAUCUUCAUCACACCAGAUCAGUUGAUAAUUCUCAAACAAGACCUCAAGCUCCAUCACUUGAGGGUUUACGGUUUGGCUCUGGGUUUACGGAAAGCGGCAGUAAAGAUCCAUCACAUAUAGAAGUCCAAUAUUCUAAUCAAACUUCCUACCUACCUAGAGAGCCGCCUAGUAUUUAUCCAUUGAAACAGUUGCCAUCUGUUCUGGAAUCUUCUGAUGCAGCCAGCAUCAGUAGCGGAACUGAUCAUGCACUGAAAUUUUCAGGGAUUCAGUUGACUGAUGUGCGGACGCCAUGGAUUGCCCCUUCCUCUAUGGCCAAUACAAGUCUUCUUGAUCACAGUUCAUCUUCAUCCCUUACACCUGUGACGACAGAUUUAGGAUUGGGCACAAUAUAUACAUCAGCAGCUCAAGAGCCAGAUACCCCAAAACUACAGGAUCACAAAAAGCAUCUUCCAAACUUGUCGGAAUCUCUGUCAAUUGAUUUUUUUGAUGCCCCAAAUGAGAAUACUUCACACCAAACACCUAGAUCUGCUUGCUCUUUUCCAAAUUCAGAAGGAAAUUUUGAUUCGGUAGAUCUCAAAUCUCUAAAUCAACUUCUCGCUGAAAAGGUUGGCUGGCAAGAUGAUGCCAUCUAUGCAAUAAAUCGAAGGCUGUUCCUUUGUAAUUCCGGUGCAGGAAAACGUAAAGGCUCCAGAGCUGGCAUAUGGUUUGCUUUCCUUGGACCAGAUAGGAUCAGCAAAAAGAAAAUUGCUGCAGCUCUUGCAGAGAUUAUAUUUGGAAACAGAGAAAAUCUAAUAUCCGUAGAUCUAAGCUUGCUGGACAGGUCUUUCUCAUUGAACUCUGUUUUUGAUUGCCAAAUAUCACAUUGUCAUGAUGCGCUGAGAAGGAAGACUGUUGUGGACUAUAUUGCUGGGGAGUUGAGUAAAAGGCCACUUUCGGUUGUUUUUCUUGAUCAUGUCGAUAAAGCUGAUUACCUUGUGCAGACUAGUUUGUCACAGGCAUUAAAAACUGGUAAAUUUCCAGAUUCUCAUGGAAGGGAAAUCAGCAUCAACAACAGAAUCUUUAUAGUAGCCUCGACUGUCAGUAAAGGUAAUAGUAAUAGCUCUUCUAUAUCCGAGGGAUCGAAAAUGUUCUCUGAGGAAAGAAUCCUUGAAGCCAAGAAAUUUCAAAUGCAGCUAAUACUUGGACAUACCGCAUCUGAGGAUGCCAUUAAAAGGGGUAUCACAAAUGUCCAGGUUAUUCGUGGAAAAGGGUCCUCCAAACCACCAUUUCUUAGCAAAAGGAAGCAAGCUGAUACUAAUGACUCCAAAGAGGUGGGAAACACAUGCAAGAUGCAGAAACAGGUCAGGGAGAAAUCAAGAUCCUAUCUGGAUCUAAACAUGCCGCUAAACGAGGCCGAAGAAUGCAUCAAUGAUAAUGACAACGAGAUGGAAAACUCAGGAGCAUGUUCCACUGAUAUCUGUCUUCAAAUUGAAGAAAAAGUGUUAUUCAAGCCAUUCAAUUUUGAUGCACUUGCUGAUGAAUUGUUGAAAAGCAUUAGCACACAAUUCCAGAGAGCACUUGGUUCAGAUUUUCAGCUGGAAAUUGAAUAUGAUGUAAUGGUACAAAUUCUUGCAGCUGCAUGGUUAUCAGAGAAGAAAAAUGCAGUGGAGGAUUGGAUUGAACGUGUUCUUGGAAGAGCUUUUGCUGAAGCCAAACAAAAAAAACACCGUGCAUCACCAUCUCAGUAUGUGAUGAAACUGGUCAACUGUGAAUCCAAUUUUGUGGAAGAGAAUGCUCCUGGUGGAUUGUGUCUUCCUUCUAGAAUUAACCUCAACUGAAUUUUUUGCUCACUAUGACAGGCUGUAUUAAAAAUAUUUUGUAAUUACUUGUAAAAUGUAGGCUUUUAGGAUGUGUAGCUUUUUGUAAUUGCCAGCAUUGUUCGGCUCAUUAAUCUCUCAAUUUUUGUUGUUUGGUGCAAAAGAAUGUAUAAUAUCCGUAGUGUACCUUCUAUUUUUUUUU
This is a messenger RNA of Arachis duranensis, 3828 nucleotides long. RefSeq names its product protein SMAX1-LIKE 6. Lineage: Eukaryota; Viridiplantae; Streptophyta; Magnoliopsida; Fabales; Fabaceae. Bases 366 to 3647 code for a protein of 1093 amino acids. The transcript is spliced from 3 exons. The record is from RefSeq and is a predicted model, not a curated record. Gene Ontology annotation, molecular function: ATP hydrolysis activity; ATP binding.